CAGUUGAAUUCAGAUAGUGAGCUUCAAAAAAGGCAAGGUAGCAGUCAUAGCUAUAAGAACUUUAGCUAACAAGGCGAUUAUUUAUUGCAAAGUCCAUAAUAUUAUCCAUCAAAUGUUGUUAUUUUUACAUUAAAAUCAGUAACCCAGAUUCUGGUCAGCAUUUAUCGCCAGCUCCACCACAUCGCAAGCUUCUGGUGUUUUGACAGUAGUGGAAAGUUAGUCCUACCACUGUGUUCGAUAACAUAUUUGGCAAUAAUUUUUCGACGAUGGCCAUCAACACCAGCCAGCUGCUGGAUGCUGUGGGAACACUGACGGAUAAGCAGUCGAUGCGUGUAACGUUAAAAGGAAGCACGAAAGGAGCAAUAGUAGCAGGGUCCGGCACAUUUCUCGGUGGUAUGCUAGCGGGACCGAUCGGAUUGCUCAUUGGUGGUACGCUCGGAGGGCUUGCUGCAUAUGCGAUGAGCAACGACUUCAAACCUGUCAGUCAUAUCAUAAAGCAUGAACUGACCGUGCAAGAGCAGGAACGGCUUAAGGAACGCAUCCUCGGUGCUCUCGCCGAAUUUGGUACCAGAGAUCUGGUUGUUAUUUUGCCAUUGUUGAUGGGUAACGCGAGUGCCCAGCAAGCCGUCCUUUCGACCGUCAUUUCAUUUCUCACGAAAGAUAUGCGCAUGCAGAUCAUUGACUGAUUGGAAUGACUGGGAUUGUUAAAAAAUAUAAUAACAUAUCACUUUGGUUACACUAGUCUUACUGCGCUUAAACUUAAUUGUGCUUGAUGGUUGGUUUUGCUGGCUAGUUGCUGCUGCUUAGUAGCUUGCUGCAAGCUAGCAAAGCUGGCGAGCAAGUUGCUAGACGCUAUAAACUGCGAGUGUCCUUUGCCUAUUAGGCCCGACCUUCAUAGCCAGUCCACCACAUCGGCUGUCGUUCAUUGCGGAGCACUUUCCUUGCUGAAACCACGUCUUCUUGUGCGUCUUCGAGAGCCUGGAUGCCAUCGGACAAUCUCGUCUGGUCAAGCCCCAAAAACCAAACCGCGCUCGUCUGGUCCAGUGGGUCCAAAGUCCAAAAACCCCGCAGUAAAACCACAAUGUUACAGUAUGCUACAGAUAUUGACAUUGUCUCUGUUGCUAAAGACCGCUUGGCGGUUGUAAUUGGCGCCGGAUAAGAAGAAUAAAAUCUUACGGCAGAAGGUCAAAGAAGAAAAGAACAAUAACACGAAACGCAUUUGUAACGAUCAUGUUCGUUUUGGACAGAAUAUCUUGAUUUCUCAAAGAGCGUACUUUCAAGAGUCCAAUGUUUACAUGCUUAGGAUACAGCUGAUGUUACCAAUAUUAUUGCAUGGUGUGUUGCCCACUCUCUGUCAUUUACUGUAGCCAAUAGAGCGUUAGUUGGAAAAACGCGAUCAUAUAUGUAGGUUAAAUUCUACUCCGUUUUCUUCCUGCUUGUUCGUUGCUCAGGUGUAAUUGAUUCAUUAUUUUAUAUUUCAUUCAAUCAAUAUUUGUGUAUGUCCAUCUCUUAUUGUAUAUUAAUUUAAAAAAGCCUUUCAUUUUCUUCGAAACAACGG
Molecule: messenger RNA, 1558 nt
Organism: Anopheles bellator
Lineage: Eukaryota; Metazoa; Arthropoda; Insecta; Diptera; Culicidae
Product: protein C19orf12 homolog
Exons: 2
Coding region: 267-686 (139 amino acids)
Source: RefSeq, a predicted model, not a curated record